This is a messenger RNA of Hypanus sabinus (Atlantic stingray), 3863 nucleotides long. RefSeq names its product WD repeat domain 37 (gene wdr37). The transcript has 15 exons. Lineage: Eukaryota; Metazoa; Chordata; Chondrichthyes; Myliobatiformes; Dasyatidae. Gene Ontology annotation, molecular function: protein binding. The record is from RefSeq and is a predicted model, not a curated record. Gene Ontology annotation, cellular component: preribosome, large subunit precursor. Bases 110 to 1648 code for a protein of 512 amino acids.
CAAGCUUUCCAAAGCUGACCUUUCACCUUUCGCGGCUGUGCAGCCCGGAUGAGUUUGCAGGAUGUCGUUUUGAGGGGAGAGCACCAGGUGAAGAAGUCACCAGGAAGUGAUGCCUGUUGAAAGUGGAAGCAGUGCAACUGCACGACAGGUGAAACAGAAACGAAAAGCUCACUCAAUCUCUAUCAGAAGAACAAACAGCUCUGAGCAGGAACGUGUUACAUCACAGCGCGAAAUGCUAGAAGGACAGGGAGCGAUGAUGUCGGCUGUCUGUGAGGAAGUCUGUGGGCAGUCAGUGGAGGACUCAAAAUUGCCACCAACAAUUCGGCAAACAUUGCUGGAACUAUUCGGACAGAUUGAACGAGAAUUUGAAAAUUUGUACAUUGAAAAUAUUGAAUUGCGAAGAGAAAUUGAAACCUUGAAUGAUCGUUUAACUGCUGAAGGCCAGACAGUGGAUGGGGGAGAUCUGAGCAAAGGACAGUUGAAGGCAAAAGCCAGUCACAGCACCAGCCAGUUAUCUCAAAAACUGAAAACGACAUACAAGGCCUCUACGAGCAAGAUUGUAUCAAGUUUUAAGACGACAACUUCUCGGGCCGUCUGCCAGCUGGUGAAAGAGUACAUUGGACACAGGGAUGGGAUUUGGGAUGUCAGUGUUACACGCUUACAGCCUGUGGUGCUGGGCACAGCAUCAGCUGAUCACAGUGCCAUGUUGUGGAGCAUUGAGACAGGGAAGUGUCUCUUGAAAUACGUGGGUCAUGCAGGGUCAGUGAAUUCAAUCAAGUUCCAUCCUGCAGAACAGGUAGCUCUCACAGCAUCAGGGGAUCAGACAGUUCACAUCUGGCGAUACAUGGUGCAACUGCCCACCCCGCAGCCUGUAAUAGACACAAAUCAAAUGUCUGGGGAAGAGGAAGUUGAUUUCUCAGACAAAGAUGAACCAGAUGGAGAUGUUGAGGGUCCUAAUGAAAGCCCAACAAUCAGAGUUCCAUCAACUACACUCAAGAGUCACCAGGGUGUGGUCAUAGCAGCUGACUGGUUAGUUGGAGGCAAGCAGGUGGUCACUGCAUCUUGGGAUAGAACUGCAAACCUCUACGACGUCGAAACUUCAGAGCUGGUGCAUUCCCUAACAGGACACGAUCAAGAGCUAACUCACUGUUGUACUCACCCUACUCAGCGCCUUGUGGUAACAUCAUCACGUGACACCACCUUCCGUCUCUGGGAUUUUCGGGACCCGUCAAUCCACUCGGUGAAUGUCUUUCAGGGUCACACAGAUACUGUAACAUCGGCUGUCUUUACUGUGGGGGAUAACGUUGUAUCAGGCAGUGAUGACAGAACGGUGAAGGUCUGGGAUCUGAAGAACAUGCGAUCUCCUAUAGCAACCAUUCGUACCGACUCAGCUGUCAACAGGAUAAGUGUUUCGGUUAGUCAGAGGAUUAUAGCGCUUCCUCAUGACAAUCGUCAGGUCCGACUAUUCGAUAUGUCAGGCGUACGUUUAGCCCGCCUUCCCCGCAGCAAUCGUCAGGGUCAUCGACGUAUGGUGUGCUGCACAGCGUGGAGUGAGGACAAUCCCACAUGCAACCUCUUUUCUUGUGGUUUUGAUCGUCAAGCUAUUGGUUGGAAUAUCAAUAUCCCAGCACUUUUGCAAGAAAAAUAAGAUACCAUCAAGUGUUUCUGAAAAGACUUGAAAGAACUCUAUUCUUUAUAUGCUUAGUAUGUUUCUAUUGCUGUUAAUGCUGUGAGUCUUCCAGCUAAGGGUGUGAUCGGUGUGAUACGGCUUGACAUGCAUAAUCUGCAUGUAUUGCCUAUGAAACUGUGCUUGGUUAAUAAACCAAUCUUGUGUGUAACCAUGCAUUUAUUAUAAAUAUUCCUUUUCUUUGUAAUUUAUGUGAUCUUUGGUUGUUAAAACUGGUUGACCUUCAACAGCAAACCUCUAAAUAAUUUCACUAAAGUUAUAGUUGGAUUCUGUAGCAGUGUGAGCGAGGCAUUUGUUUUUAAAUCUGAGGUUCUGUUAAAUAUAAAUUAUGUGCAAGUAAUGGUGUGUGUUUGUUAUUAAUGAAAUCCUACCUAUUUGACUUGUAGCCUUCUGGAAUAAUGCAAGGUUAGUACAUAGCAAUCUUGACACAUCAUCACAUCCAAAUCUUGUUCUUUAAUAGUCUCUUUACAUACAGUAAGUAUUUGACAAUCAGUUUAUUGCCGUGCAUUUGUGCGAUAUGUAUUAAGUUCAUUCUCUAAUUUCAGCAGUGUCUGGAAUUAGGAAAAUUAACUAUUCAGCUGUCAUAUGAGUUGAUAAUAGUGUACAAUUGGUGGAUUUGUAACUUAAUGUGAUGUAGAUAAUCAUGUGGUGACCUUAUGCCUAGACACCUUUAUGUAUUUUGUCAAAAUGCACACUAAUAUAGAAAGAAUGUUGUUGGGUUUUUUUGCAAGCAGUUUAUUCUGAACUUUGUGUCUUAAACUGAUGUUAAAACCACAGGCAGUUCCCUACCUCCAGCCUAACUCUAAGGGAAUGGGAAAUAUGGUUAAUUACGUAGAGACAUCAUGUUGCUUCAAAAAGAUCAGUAAAUGAAAAGGAAUAAUUUUGUUAAUGAAUACUAUAAAGAAUAUAAAAAUACAUUAACUUUGGUAUCUGAACAUCACAUUUUCUAGAUUUACUUGCAAUGACCAGAUAUUUGAACACAAGGUGCAGGUUAAGUUUCAAGUUCAAAUCAGUUAGAAGCAAUUAUCUUGCAGAUUUAACGUAUUUGCAUAUUUUAUUACAGUUAAGCACAACAGUACUCAGUUUUAAGUGAUUUAACCUACAGCCAUUUAAGAGACCAAAUAUUACAGUACUCUGCUUAGCUUGAGAUCCAGUUUCAUUAACAUUCAUUGGUAUCAAGAGUGACUUGGAAUAAUCAAGUAUUGGUUUCAUUAUAAUUUUCUUUGAUUAAAUCCAAAGAUUAGUGUUAUUCAAAGCUCAAAUUGAUUAACUGCUUGAUUCUGUCCAUAUCUGCCAUUGCACUAUAUUCAUGAUCUAUGCUUUGGGUUUGGAUUUAAUGAUUGUCCAUUGUCACAGGCAGAGUUAAUAGUGCAUUUAUGCUUAUGCAGGCGAUGCUUUUAUUUCCAGAAAUUAGACUGAAAUCUUUGAGUGUUUUGGAUUUGACAUCUACAAAUGAUUAGUUGAUUUUGAAAUAACAAUCCAUACAUGGAACUUCCUGAUGAAUAGAUGCAGUGGCUGUAUUGCCAAGUUUAAUUAUGAUGACAUAACAACACAAGGCACUUUACAAGUAGAGUUCUGGAUAUUUUAUUGUUUAAGUAGCAGAUUGUUUUGGCAUAAACUGUAGAGUACUCUAAAUAAGCAACAAUGCAGUUCAGGCUUUUUAAUAGAACUUUUUGUUUGCUUGUCUUUAAAUUACUGGGUUCCUUUUGAAUUAGAUGGCAACUCCGUAAAAUGUAGCUAUUCUUUUCAUUAAAGAACUAAAUGAGCAUAUUAUAAAUCACAUUUUAAUGCUCUGGGACUAGUGUUUCAGAUGCAGUCCAGCAGUGUGACAACAGCUUAUAAGCAAGUGGAAUGUAUCCAGAGAUGACCAUAUCAUUAUUCAUGAGCAGUUCUAAAAGCUGCCAAGGGUAUUUCUGUGGCAGAAAACAGAUUUGUUGCAAUAAAUUGCUGAAUUUCUGAGUUACAUUGAUCUAUUUGGAUUAUUGGUAUGCACAUUUUUGUGAAGUUUGUUCAAAAAGCAAUACAGAAAUUGCUAGGGUAAGUUGUCUUUAGUAAAAUAAAAACUGGUGCAUGACUUCUAUUUUGAAAAAAAACUAUUGUACACAUUUCACUCAUCACAGUGUGUUUGCGUAAAUAUGAAAAAACUGUGCAAAAUUAAAAGUGAAAUACAAUGCAU